AUGGAUUUACUCGAGCAUCAUCAACAUGAACGGAACAAUGAUAUAGACAAUCUCAUCAUUGCUGCAGCUGCAGCUUCAGGAGACGAGCCCAUGGACACCAAUAUGCGUGUUGAAGAGUGUGUCAAUUUCGAAAGCGGUGAAGGACCUCGGCCUGGUCAUACCUAUUGGCAUCCUGGAUUUUUGCAUGCCGAACACGUCGCUGCAAUUCAGGAGGCUGCACGCACUGUUCUAGCUGAACAUAAUCGUCACUUUUUGCCCGAACCCUACAGUAAAAAGCUAGGGUCAGAGCUAGAUUAUCAGGAAAUGAUGGAUCUUAUGGACUUCAAAUGCGAUGAGGAGGAGAGUGUUGAUCGCAUGGAAGCCUUGCGAAAGCAUUCAAUGGUCUUUGAAGCCACUGGAGCCCACUCCCAAGCUCUCCCUCUUUAUGAGCAAGCCGUCAAUGAGGCGGCCUGUCAGAUCUGCGCUAUGCAGCCCGCAGCUAUUUUUCACAAGCGCGAUCUUGCGAUGCUAGCGAAGAUGGCUGUGCGCAUGACUGGCUUCGAAUUUCCUAGCUCUCUUUCGACAAACUAUACUCCAAUGGACGAAUAUGUUACGGUACCCUCGUCUGGAGCGGUUUUAGAGACUGACGAAAGCGCACAAUCCUUUAGGCCUUCAACUGCCGCUCCUGCUAGUGCCUCUAUGCUUCUUCAAAAGUCUGGGCUCCUUGCGCCGAGACGAGACGCUUUAAAACCCAAACUAACACCACAAGAGUACACCAUUAUUGCCCGUGCCGCUCAGGAACUUGCUGCGGAGCUACCAAAUUUAGCUUUGAAGAGCCGAGACCAGUGCAGUUUAGUGGAGAACUUUGUUUACACUGACGCAGUUCGUUUGAUGAACAUAAGCCCAGAACGACUGGAUGAAGAAAUGGAGUAUAUUCGCGAUGUGAGCGCCAUCUACGGUCGGUACCAGAGUGGUCCCCGGAUGCCUUCCCCACGUCUUUCGCCCUAUGAGCUAGGAAUGAAUGAGGCGGCUGCUUGUGUCGCAAAAUUACGACCUAGUCUUCUCACUCAUACCCUCCAUUUGACCGAAUGGGCGAGGCGUGUACUUACAUUGUCCGGACUUCAGUUAUCUCGUAUCCCCGCACCAGCCUCCCCCGCGCACCAUCAGUCUACUCAUGGUGAUCGAUGGCCUCAGCGCAGUGGUCCAACCAAAACGGCCUCAAGCCAGCUUCGCCUUCAUAGCGGUGAGUCAGCCUUCGGCGGAAGUACUAGCUGUGGGUUGACUUAUCCCGGCGAUUAUCUUGGCGACUUUGGUGGUGGAAGUGGAGGUGCCUUUAGCAUUAACAGUACACCCGAUGCUAGCAGCGGCGACAUCAUCGACUACGAAUGCUCCUCCGGCCUCGACAGUACUGAACUCAUUCAGCCUCUAGGCGGUCCCCAGGCAAUCGCUCAACUCACUGACUUUAACCUAGAGAAGCUUGGUCGCGCCCAAUUCACCGUCGUUGAUCCGCGUACCGACGCUGAAUUAGUUAAUUGCCCUCUUAAAUUAAUUGUUGAAGAAGAUGAUACUCCGCUUGAUGCAUCAGAAAUUCUCCGCUUGACUGGCGUGGAUAGUCUAGAAAAGGUAACCGAGCUUUCGAUCCCCUGUGGCGGCUAUACCAGUGUGAAUGCCUACGAUCUAACUCGUUGCAUCAACCUGAGGGAAUUGGAUUUAAGUGAAAAUGCCCUCCGAAUAUUACCUAGGAGGUUGCAUCUGGCAAAUUUAAAGAAGUUGGGUCUCUCGGGUAAUCGAUUCAUCCAUCUACCUUUGAUCGAACAAUUUCCAAAGCUGUCAAGAUUGACCAUAGAUGAGAAGCUGAAACAGCUUCUCAACCCCCAAAUGCUAGCCUUCUUUUGCCCGAAGUUAAAAACGAUUAAUAGCCAGUUCUUCGAUGAGUUGUGUUCAGAUUUCACGAUUCGGGUGUUUCAGGAGGCCAGAACCGUCAUGGAACCUUAUAUCCGAUCAAAGUGGGAGGCUGAUUUUGCAGAUCGUUUGGAGUCCAUUGUAACUCAAGAAGAUCGUCUGCGUGUCAUCGAAUCCAUGGUGCAAAAUUUGAAGGACAAGAACUUUAUGCUAGAUGAAAGUGUCCUGCCUUACAAAAAUCUGCUGGCAUAUCGCAUAGCCAGCGAGUACGUACAAACAAAACAGCAACAGUUACCAGAAGCUGACACAGACGCUGACGCCGAAGCAGCAGCCCAGCGUCAAAGACAGACACGUGCGAGUGAACUGGCUGCAGCUCUUGAAGCUGAGGUGCCCAUGGCAGAAGAUGUAGACGAUGAUGAAAACGGGAUGCUAUCAGCUAGCGACUUGUCAAGUGUCGUUAGACGGCCCAGAGAAGAGACACAAGCCUCAACAGAAGCGGGCGAGGCAAUUGUCGUCGAGGAUGCUGAGGAUGAAGUUGUUGCUGCCUCUCAAAACGUAGAAGGUGAAGAAGACGAGGAAGAAAGGGAGGCAGAAGCCCGGACUGCUGGAGAGAGGGCCCUCUUUGAAGCGGCGGACGAACUUCUCGGGGUUAAUUUCCCUGAUCCCAUGCUUCUUCAUCAUCAACAACAAAACCAGCCUGUCCAGAUGACUCUAGUGGUCGACAACCUCGGCCGAGUAACCCAGCAACAAGUGAUCCCCGUAAAUGUCCAGGGCCAGCCCCAGUUCCCUGGUGCUGGCGGCGGGCAACAGGGUCAACCACCCUACCAGAUGCACCUCGGCAAGUCCUUGAGGGCCGGAAGGUCGAUUGUUAUGACGGUGGUCCGUCCCAGCGGUAUAUCAGGACGUCCGGUGGCAGAAUUCCUCCCCGGCGAACUGCGAAACAAGGACUACGUGAAGGGCUACAUGGCUUCGGAGAUUUACAAAAAGGCAGUCAAAGACACGCUCGGGCAAAAGUCAACGCCGCGAAAACGCAACGGACCGGGCCGUCCUCGCAAAUCGGAACCAGCCCUCGCCACCAAAACCCCCGGCGCCCCCGGGCCCGCCAUGGUGCCUCUGGGCGAACUCAACCCCAGCGACCUUGGCAGCAUCAAAAAACCUCCGGUGCCGCCGUCACACUCGGCAGUCACCCCGAGGAAUGCCCAGAACUUGAAAAAGGCUGCCACCGCUGGCAUGAUGCUUGAUGAUGGUAGCCUUGGAGGAAACACCGCAGGUCUACCUCCGCGACCCAAGAAAAGGAAACCCCUUGGCAUGCAUAGGCAAAAUGUUCCCUUUCCCAGUACGAUUGAGGCUUGCAAUGAAAGGUGGACAAUUCAGCGCAAUCGACAGCGCUCUCUGGUUGUUAGAUCUAGAAGCCUUCGCGACCUGUGUGCGGAGCCGACCUAUGGCUUCACUCCAAGCUACCUGACUCCCUCCGGUGUCGUUGGCGGAAUGCGAACUGAUGCUGCGAUGAUUGACUACGAUCCACUGCACUUCAUUCGGUGUCACGCGAAGGACAACGACGCAGGCGACAGCGAGACCAAGGUCUGGCGUUGCCUCUUUGAGCCGAAUCCACUCCGACCGGAGGAGACUACGCACGUGGUUGCUACUUGUGGUGGAGAGUGCGUUUGCCUCAUAAACUGCGCUACCGGAAAGGUUAUGAAAAGGUUUAAACACAUGGAAGAGGAGUUCUACACAAUAGCUUGGACCACAGUGGAAGUUGAGGGCAGCAAACGUACCAACAUCUUGGCUGCAGCGGGUCGGAUGCGCGAAAUCCGAUUGCUGCACCCCGAUCAACUGGUUUGCUAUGCCGAGAUGAAAGGCCACACUGAGGACAUCACCGCCAUGAUCUUCCACCAGACACAACCCACCAUCCUCUUCAGCGGUGACUCCAAAGCCUCCGUAAUUGUGUGGGACAUCGGAGUUCCAUCGGUUCCCGACUAUAAGACUCGCUAUCAACUGCUCAUGCGCCUCCGCUGUCCUCGCUUAGACGUCAACCCCGUACUGAACUUGGUCUUCCUGCCGCACUACGCCUAUCUGAUCGCCGGGUGUGAGGACGGCCUGUUCGCGUGGAAGAUCACAGACCUUCGGCUGGAAAAACGCGAACGCGAGCCCGACAUGGAACUCAAAUUGGAGGUGGAUCACGAGGUUUGCAUCGAUGGGUUAGCCCAAUUGAGUGACAAUUCUCUCGUCAUCAAAGUUGUCGAGUCUGGAGAGAUCAUGGUUUUCGAUUUCGCCGCUGUUCUCGAGCGACGCAAAGGUAAUAACUAG
Molecule: messenger RNA, 4188 nt
Organism: Mesocestoides corti
Lineage: Eukaryota; Metazoa; Platyhelminthes; Cestoda; Cyclophyllidea; Mesocestoididae
Source: the annotation of a GenBank genome assembly